AUGGCUUCAAUAAACGAUAUUGGAGUAGCAGCAGCAAUCAACAUAGUCACAGCAAUUGCGUUCUUGCUAGCUUUUGCAAUACUCAGGAUUCAACCAGUAAACGACAGAGUCUAUUUCCCUAAAUGGUAUCUCAAGGGCCUAAGAAGUAGCUCUAUACAAACCGGUGGCUUUGGAAGCAAGUUUAUCAACUUGGACUUUAGGUCAUAUGUUCGAUUCCUCAACUGGAUGCCUGAAGCACUUAAAAUGCCAGAACCUGAGCUUGUCCAUCACGCAGGACUAGAUUCUGUUGUCUACUUGAGGAUCUACUUACUUGGGCUAAAGAUCUUUUUCCCCAUAGCUUGUGUUGCUUUUACAGCAAUGGUCCCUGUUAACUGGACAAAUAAGGGACUGGAUCGGUUAAAACACACUAAUAUAAGUUACAGUGAUAUCGAUAAACUUUCUUUAUCGAAUAUACCAAAUGGAUCAGGCAGUAGAUUUUGGGUGCAUUUGUGUAUGGCUUAUGCCAUCACCUUCUGGACAUGCUUUAUGCUGAAAAGAGAGUACCAGAAUAUAGCUUUGAUGAGGCUACAGUUUCUUGCUAAUGACGAAAGAAGACCUAACCAGUUUACUGUUCUUGUGAGAAACAUUCCUACAGACCCUCAUGAAUCAAUCUGUGAACUUGUUGAACAUUUCUUCAAGGUCAACCAUCCUGAUCACUACCUCACUUACCAGGCAGUCCACGACUCAACAAAACUCUCAGAGUUGGUUCAGAAGAGGAAACAAAUGCAGAAUCUGCUCGAUUACAAUAUCAACAAACACAUGAGAACCCAAUCUAAAAGGCCAAUAAUAAAGAUGGGGUUUCUUGGCUGUUGCGGUGAACAAGUUGAUGGAAUCAAGUACUACACGUCCAUGGUGGAGAGUCUAACGAGAGAAAUAAGUGAGGAGAAGCAGAGGUUAAGGACAGGGACAAAGUCUAUAGUCCCUGCAGCUUUUGUAUCUUUCAAGAGCCGUUGGGGAGCAGCGGUUUGUGCUCAAACUGAACAGUCAAGAGACCCAACAGAGUGGCUAACCGAAUGGGCUGCAGAGCCACGUGACAUCUACUAUGACAAUCUGGCAUUGCCAUACGUCGACCUUAAGAUAAGAAGGAUCAUAGUGGCAAUCGCAUACUUCUUCCUCACCUUCUUCUUCAUGAUCCCGAUAGCAUUUGUACAGUCACUCGCCAACAUCGAAGGCAUAGAGAAGGCUUUUCCCUUCUUGAAGCCCCUUAUAGAAGUGAAAUUUUUCAAGUCCAUCAUCCAAGGCUUCCUUCCAGGGAUUGCAUUGAAGAUAUUCCUCAUGUUCCUCCCAAGAAUAUUGAUGCAAAUGUCGAAAUUCGAAGGUUUUGUCAGCACAUCUUCAUUAGAAAGAAGAGCAGCUAGUAGAUUCUACAUGUUUCAGUUCAUCAAUGUUUUCUUAGGAAGCAUAGUCACCGGGACUGCGUUUCAACAGCUCAACCGCUUCCUCAACCAGUCUGCAAACGAUAUUCCGAAGACAAUAGGCGUCUCGAUUCCAAUGAAAGCGACCUUCUUCAUAACAUACAUAAUGGUGGAUGGAUGGGCAGGUGUUGCUGGAGAGAUACUGAGGUUGAAGCCGCUAAUAAUCUAUCAUCUAAAGAACUCUUUCCUCGUGAGAACCGAGAAUGAUAGGGAAGAAGCAACUGAUGCUGGAACCAUAGGAUUCAACACUGGUGAACCUCAAAUACAACUCUACUUCCUUCUUGGUCUUGUUUACGCAGCAGUUAGCCCCAUCCUUCUUCCUUUUAUCAUCCUCUUCUUCGCCCUGGCUUAUGUAGUGUACCGUCAUCAAGUUAUAAAUGUGUAUAACCAAAAUUAUGAGAGCGCAGGGAAGUUCUGGCCUGACGUUCACAGGCGUGUCGUGACCGCACUGAUAGUUUCUCAGCUGCUCUUGACGGGUCUUCUAAGUACCAAACAAGCUUCUAAGUCAACUCCUUUUCUUCUUGUGCUUCCGGUGUUGACCAUUGGGUUCCACAUGCACUGCAAAUGCCGUUACCAACCUGCUUUUGUCAGAUACUCUUUACAGGAAGCCAUGAUCAAAGAUACACUGGAACGCACACGUGAGCCAAACCUUAACCUCAAGGCUUUCUUUAGAAAUGCGUAUGCCCACCCGGAGUUUAGGGUGGGAGAAGACCUAGAGCUAGAGAUGGCCGUGGAGAAGCCUGAUAAGACACCGGAGCUAGUUGCCACUAAGCGUGGCUCAUGGAGGAACACUCCUUUGCCUAGCAGCAAACAUAGCUGCCCUUAUUCACCUUGAUGCUUUUGCUCUUUUCUACCGUUAAUGGUAAUUCUUUCAUGUUCUAUGUACAUAGUAACACUUGUAUUAAAUGCAAGAAAAAGAAACACCAUAUGAAGAAACAUUACGGGACACUGCUAACUAUGAUUACAAUGAUCUCACUCGAAAAUGUUCUCCCCGUAAGUGUCUAGAAGUGGCUGAAGGGCUUUACGAGCAUCAGGACGAGCAAGAACUCGAUGCAGUCUGUGUUUAACCCCAAUGUCUGGGGUGAAUUUCCUAUCGAGCAUGCUCUCAAGAAGCGGGACAGCAUCUUUAACCUUGUUCAGUUGAAGGAAGCCAGUUAUAACGGUGUUGAACAUAACAGAAUCGGGUGAACAACCCUUUGAUUCUAAUUCAUAGAACAAUGCUCUGGCUUCUGAUAGCAUCUCAUGUUUGCAGAGGGAAUCGAUAACUAUAUUGUACGUUACCACAUCUGCCACCAAUCCCAUGUUCUGGAUUUCAUCAAAGAGUCUCUUUGCGUCAUCCAGCUUCCCAUUUUUUAUGAGACCACUGAUGAGAGCAUUGAACUGAAAUAUGUCGGGAGAUUGACCAGACUUGCGUAUUGCAUUGAAGAUAUCUUGAGCAGCAUCUGAAUCUCCAGCUCGGCAAGAAGCGUGUAUCAGUGAAGUAUACGUAUAACUGUCUGGUUCCAGCCCCUCAUGUUUCAUGCGUCUUAUAAGCUCAGUGGCUUCUUCUAGCUUUCCAUGUUUGCAAUAGCCACUGAUCAUUGUAUUGUACGUAAUUGGAUCAGGCACCAAACCCUUGUCCGAGAUUUCAUCAAAGAGUCUCUUUGCAUCAUCCCAUCUACCACUUUUUAUCAGCCCAUCGAUGAGAGCGU
Molecule: messenger RNA, 3145 nt
Organism: Brassica oleracea var. oleracea
Lineage: Eukaryota; Viridiplantae; Streptophyta; Magnoliopsida; Brassicales; Brassicaceae
Product: CSC1-like protein At4g15430
Exons: 11
Coding region: 1-2289 (762 amino acids)
Cellular component (GO): plasma membrane
Molecular function (GO): calcium-activated cation channel activity
Source: RefSeq, a predicted model, not a curated record